AUGGCUUCAUCGUCACUUGUCGUCCCUUUAGUUUUAUGGAACCGAUUACCUUCUUCUCCAGUUACAACGGUUGUCUAUAAAGAAGGUCACGUUGCGACGGGUCUUAAGGAUGGAUUUAUAUGGAUUUAUCGUUGUAUAGUUGACGAACAAGGCGCACUUCAGGUGAAAAUUAAUAACCAUAAUUAUCCAACUUUAAAAGAACAUACGAGAAUAGAAUUCGCAAUAGUGUUACAACAUAAAGUUCUUUGCAUAGGCCAUAAAUCAGCCAUUACUGCCUUAACCAUUACAGAAGGGCCAACCGAUGGCUGUGUUGGGAAUAAUUAUGUAUUAAUUAGUGCAUCGGAAGAUGGAGAAGUUAUGAAAUGGUGUUUAUUAGACGGGAGAUGUCUCGUGAGCAUGCCCAAAGCUUUGGAUGGCAUGAUAAGGAGUAUCAAGCCUUUAGCUACAUGUGCUGAGAUACCUAAAUUUCUCCUUUGUUCUGGGUUCUCAGAUGAGAUUACUAUAUUAAAUUGUACAUCCUUGGAGAUUAUACGAGUUUGGACUGGUCAUAACGAUUGGGCUGCUUGUACUCCAUUUUAUGAUUCCGAUGCACGCCAAAUAAGACUUUUAUCAUCGAAUUUCAAUGGAUUUCUGAAAAUCUGGGCAUUUGAUGAAAACAAACAAUCCAUUAUAAAAGAAUACGAUAAUGUUGGAAUACUGCAGGCUCAGGGGGACAAAAUUUUAGAAUUAAUUAAUAAUCCAUAUGAUAUCGGCGUAAUCAUGGCAGUAACGAAUAAUUUCAUUAUUAUAUUUACGAUACGUCGUGGUAAAAUGUACAAUAUGCAAAGUAUAAGAAUUCUUAAAAAUGGUGCCUUUUGGACUAGCGGUGUAUUCUUGGCAAAAAAUACGAUACUAGCUUACACUCAGACUGGUGACGCGCAUUUAUACUCCAUAUCGUGCACGCCACGAAAAUAUCCUUCCGAGAAUGGCCAUAUAAUGAACUCGGGCUUCGUUCCGCGGCGUUCAUCAUUACCUGAUUUGAAAAGACUUAAUAAAGAGAAACUUUCAUUACCUGGUCACUCAAAACCUAAACUACUAGAAUCCGUUUAUUCUGGAAAUAACGACUUCAUGAGUCCUGCAAAGAUUACUGUGUUUGUGACUCCUAGUGCUGAGGGAAAACAAACUAGAUGUUUUUUAAUUGCCUUCCGCAAUCAAUUCGAGGGGACAUCAUUUGCAUGGAAGUUGCUGUCGACAACUACACAAGAAUAUCAAAUGUGUGAUAAACACGUUCAAGAAUCUACUUGGGGUUCCGAAACUUUUUUGUCUGAUUUAUGGCCGUUGCGAGAUCAUCAAACUCCUAAAGUUACUGUUGCGACUAUGGUGAAUGAUGAUCAGAUAGCAUUUGGAUAUGAAAAUGGUGAAAUUCAUAUCUUGCCAAUCUCUUCGGCAUUGACAAUGGACUUUAAAGAUUUUUCACUAAAUGCAGUAAAGAUAUUGAAAGGACACUUUGGAAAAAUUACAUGUAUGUACACUCCAAAUAUUACUAAUUUUGAUCACAAAUAUCUUGUGACUGGUGGAGAAGAUUGUUCAGUAAGGAUAUGGAGCUUGGAAAAUGGAAAGCGGCUGGCAUCAUUUACAUAUCAUUCAACGCCCGUGACUCAUUUAUUUGAGCCGCCUGUCGAAACGUGCACGAGAAAUAAAGGAUGUAUAAUUUCUGUUGCAAAAGAUAAUUCUUUGUCCAUAAUUUCUUUGGAUGAGAUGAGCUGUUUGUAUAAUUUUGGAGGUUACCCAUAUCACAUAUGCAGAAUUCAAUGGAGAAUAACUGAAGGUCUCUUAGCACUAUAUUAUGGUGAUGAAUCCGUACAUAUAUGGCAGAUGAAGACUUCUGAACUAUAUCAGAUUGUUAAAGGUUCUAUUGCAAGAGAAAUGAUUAAUGACAAAACGUGGCAAUCUAGCACUGUAUCGCCUCAUGACUUCACGGCAUUUACAAGCAAUAAAGUUAAAACUUUGUCAUCAGUCAAUUUACAAAAUAAUGGAGUUUUUAAUUUUCAAAUUUUUAUGAUAAAUGUCAAACAAUUAAUCACCGAUAUUUAUCAUUAUCACGUCUCUCAAAUUGGUUCAAAAGUUGAUGCUCCUGUUGUAAAUGCUGAAGAUUUUGAUGAGAAACCAGAUAAAUUUUCUAAAAUUUUUUCUUGGUCAACUAAUGGCGCAUCUCAUCAAUGUAUUACAUCGUCAUUGCCUUCUGCUUCGGAAUUACAGGACCAGGCAAUUGAUGCGAGUAGUGUUCAAGUUAUAGUCUCUGCUUUAAUGACAUGGGGCAUUGACAACUCUUUAGACCGAAUUUGUUUAGAGAAAUUAGGUUUGAAAAAACCAUCAGAACAUGUAUCCUUUGGCCUGAGAGGGUAUAAUGGCAAUUUAUCUAUUGCAGCACCUUCUUAUGAUCAUCAUGAGGCCUGGAAAAUUUCUCAAACUAUGACAGCAACACAUCUAUUGUCAAUUGUUAGUUUAACACGACCAUUCCUUUUAAUGAAAGGAUUAGAGAAAUAUACUAGUGAUAUUAUCACACAUUAUGGUUCCAUGUUACCCGAAUUUAUAGGUACAAAAUUUCACAACUCUUCUUUAGCUUUCCUUGCAAAAUAUUUUCAGGAUCCAACUGAGGAUAUACGGCAUUCUGCAAAGACUCUUUUUUCUGCGGCAUUAACUAGCAUGCCAUCUAUUGAACUACAGUCUAUCAUUGAUUAUUGGAAACAAUUUUGUGAGUGGAUUGUUCUCCAGCUACCAGCAGUAACGUCGCAAGAUAUGUAUGCUAAACAGUAUAUGGUUAAAUCAACAAUAUUAUUAGGAAUGAUAGGGGCAGAUCACCCUAAAUUUUUAUCAAAAACAGUGUCUGAGAAUACCGCAUUAUCACUUAUAUUACUACUACAUGAUGAAUCUAAAUUAUCCCAUCGACUAGCGGCGCUUGAACUGUGCGCAGUUGUAAAGACUAUAUUUAGAUUUGCAAUAGAUUCUGACGCCAAUGCUGCGACAGUGAAAGCUAUGGCACAAAGAGCAAUAUUUCAAAUAGCAGCAGUUAAUACACCAUUAUGCAUUUCCACCCUUACCUAUGAUACGAAUAAUUCUAAAAAACCUGCAGAAAAACAUGGACUUUUAAAAUUGAUAUCACUAUUUAUUCGUAGAAAGCCACUUGUACUUUACACCAGUCUUUCAUCACUAGUAGAAGCAGUAGUUAAAUCAUUAGACCCGAACAUCCCUAAAAUGCGAGAAACAGUUCUACAAACUACUACAAAUGUUUUACAUGAUUUAGUAAAAACAUUUCCUUCAAUUUCAUUUCAUGGCGGAACACAGAAACUUGCAGUUGGAACGCAGGAAGGAGCGUCUAUUAUAUAUGACUUAAGGACAGCAACACGAUGGCAUAUAUUGGAGGGCCACACAAAAGCGGUCUCAGCUUUAACGUUUUCUGGAGAUGGAAAAUUCAUAGUAUCAUGUUCACUUGAAGAAGGAAUGGUUCGAGUAUGGAAUCCAAGCCCUGGAUUAUUAGGAAUGAUAGCUGGAUCAUUGGCUCCUGCCAAUACGGGUAACAAUUCAAAAACAGAAAGUAAAAGAUUUAAAGCGCUAUCGGCGUCCACAAAACCUUGCAAAACGUUUAAAUUCAGCCUUAGCGAAGAUGUGACACCUGUUCCAACUCGGCAGAUUCUUGGUAUUUGA
Cetraspora pellucida is the source of this 3684-nucleotide messenger RNA. The record is from the annotation of a GenBank genome assembly. Lineage: Eukaryota; Fungi; Glomeromycota; Glomeromycetes; Diversisporales; Gigasporaceae.